Messenger RNA from Salvelinus namaycush (lake trout), 2282 nucleotides. It is a transcript of the gene usp12b, whose product is annotated as ubiquitin specific peptidase 12b. Gene Ontology annotation, molecular function: cysteine-type deubiquitinase activity; cysteine-type endopeptidase activity. Bases 113 to 1255 code for a protein of 380 amino acids. The record is from RefSeq and is a predicted model, not a curated record. Lineage: Eukaryota; Metazoa; Chordata; Actinopteri; Salmoniformes; Salmonidae. Gene Ontology annotation, biological process: protein deubiquitination. The transcript has 10 exons. Gene Ontology annotation, cellular component: nucleus; cytosol.
CACUCCCUCAUCCCCAAACUGGACGGUGCAAAAGGUCUCCCCUGAACUCCAACAGCCGCAGCGGCUGUCAACGUUUUCAAAUUGGGGUUCGGUCCAAUAUGGCGACAGACGGAUGGAAAUACUGAUGACAGUCCGAAAGAUCGCCUCGAUUUGUACGAUGGGCGCCAAUGCCUCAGCUUUGGAGAAGGAGAUCGGACCGGAACAGUUUCCAGUUAAUGAACACUACUUUGGAUUGGUCAACUUUGGAAACACCUGCUACUGUAACUCUGUGCUGCAGGCCCUCUACUUCUGCCGUCCUUUUAGGGAAAAGGUCUUGGCCUACAAGGUCCAGCCCAGACGUAAAGAGUCCCUGCUCACCUGUCUGUCUGACCUCUUCAACAGCAUCGCUACACAAAAGAAGAAGGUCGGCGUCAUCCCUCCUAAGAAGUUCAUCUCCCGUCUGAGGAAGGAGAAUGAGCUGUUUGACAACUACAUGCAGCAAGAUGCCCAUGAGUUCCUCAACUACCUCCUCAACACUAUCGCUGACCUGCUCCAGGAGGAGAAGGGCCAGGAGCGACAGCAGAACGGAAAACUGGUGCAGAACGGAGGAGGUGGGGGGAGCAGCGGGACAGGAGGAGGAGAGGGAGAGGAAGGGGAGAAGAUACAGCAGACCUGGGUCCAUGAGAUCUUCCAGGGAACCCUGACCAAUGAGACGCGUUGCCUCAACUGUGAAGCUGUGAGCAGUAAAGAUGAGGACUUCCUGGACCUGUCUGUCGACGUGGAGCAGAACACCUCCAUCACGCACUGUCUUAGGGGUUUCAGCAACACUGAGACACUAUGUAGUGAAUACAAGUACUACUGUGAACAGUGUCGGAGUAAACAGGAGGCACAGAAAAGGAUGCGUGUGAAGAAGCUCCCUAUGAUCCUGGCGUUACACCUGAAGAGGUUUAAGUACAUGGACCAGUUGCAUCGCUACACCAAGUUGUCCUAUCGCGUCGUCUUCCCCCUGGAGCUCCGCCUCUUCAACACCUCAGGAGACGCCACCAACCCCGACCGCAUGUACGACCUGGUCGCCGUGGUCGUCCACUGUGGAAGUGGUCCAAACCGUGGUCAUUACAUCACCAUAGUGAAGAGUCAUGGAUUCUGGCUCUUGUUUGAUGACGACAUAGUAGAGAAAAUCGACGCCCAGGCGAUCGAGGAGUUCUACGGUCUAACGUCUGACAUUUCUAAGAACUCUGAGUCAGGUUACAUCCUGUUCUACCAGUCCCGGGACUGAACCAGCAAAUGGCAGCGGCCCAAGGCUGAAACGGGCCAUUGGGAUUGGGACUCAGCAUAGAGGGGAGGGGCUUGGGCAGCCACAGGCCCUGCCUAGCCCACCACCUGUUUUAAAUAUUCAGGCUUUACAGCGGAAGCUGUGGAGCGCCGAGAGGAUACAGGGAGGAGGAUCUUCAGCAGACAGGAGCCAACGAUGCCCGAGCAACUGAUCAGUUGAUAUGACAUCGUAGAACGAAGAGCAGGUACCGGGGAUUGUUAUGUUUCGUCAUCCUCUCUCCUCCGUUUCAUCAUCAUCGUACUGAUUGUCUUUUUUGGGGAUUUGACAGCAGAUUAGCAAUAUAUGGUGUGUUAGCUUGGCUAGCUCUCUGCUUACAUGGUGUGCCGUUACUGAUGUGGCACCAUUUUACUGGUGUUUCAUCAAUUAUUGGUGUCCUUGUCAUAUUUAGUGCCACUCAGAGGGGCUAAACAGGAUUUGGGAUUGGUGAAAAGUGGAUCUGCCAUUUCCUGAAUGUUCUCAAUACUUUGUUGCCAGUUGUUGUUAGUUUGGAGAGCGGGGUGGAGAGUUGAGUUUGGUCCCUUUGCAGCUCACCGGCCCAGAUUUGGCAGUGUUUUAUUAUAUCAUGGUGCAGAUGCUGAAAGCUGCACAUCUAUAUUACCAUCUGUUUUAAAGGGACACACGCAUAUAUGCUCUCUAACUUCCCCCUCUGGCAACGACAGCAAACUACACCACCAACUACAAAUAACCUGCCAACCAGAUGUUUAUCUUAUAUCUGUCUCCUAAGCAAGCAAGUAUCUCACUGGUGUCAAUGGCUGUGCUUCAAAUGACAGCAUGUUCCCUAUGUACUGCACUCUAUAAGUAGAGCACUAUAUAUGGAGUAGGCUGUCAUUUGGGACAUAACCCAGCCAUCCUCUUUGUGUCGUCUUUAACGCAGUAUAAACCUGAUUGGCUGCUGCAACAUUUCGCUCCUCUUCCUGUCACCUGAUAUGAACCUUCCAAUCAGAGCCUGAGGUAUACACGCAUUUCCUGU